GUUUACCGUUACAUUGAGCUACCUAGAAAACGAUUUCGGGUUUUUGGCCUACUUCUAAAUUACACCGCGGCCGCCACGCUAUUUUUCUUAAAAAWAUAUAUAUUUCACUGUUGCUGACUAUCAGGCAGUUUGUUAGUGAGUGAAUACGUAAGGGCAGGAGGAGUGUGUGUUGAGACUGAGCACUGCUGCAGGCAGCUGUCACCUGACUCAGAGGAGACAGAGCCGUAUGCGCGCACAUCGAGACAACUUUUUACCAGUUGAAGGCGAGGCGGGUGUGUGGCAGCUAACAUCUGGCGAAAAGCUCGUUGAAAAGCUCUCCAACUCGGGCUGCAGAGACAUCUUUUAGCUACCAACCCUGUGGUCUGCCUCUAGCCUGUCUAUGAACUGAAGUUCCUCAUUUCUAAAAGAACAGACCGUCCCCAUCAUGUCUGCGGCGGCUCCCAACAGUAAGACCCAGUCCAGUCUCAGAGAAGACUUGACCUGUGCCAUCUGCUGUGACCUCUUUACGGAGCCGGUGAUGCUGGCGUGUAUGCACCACUUCUGUAAGCGCUGUAUCAGUACCUACUGGAGGGGUACCCAGACACCGGUUUCCUGUCCCCAGUGUAGGAAGGAGUUCACCACCAAACACUUCCAGACCAACUAUCUGGUGACGGCCAUGGUGGAGAAGGUUAGGGCCUCCACCUCGGACUGUUAUGUCCAGAAUAUACAGAAACAACAGAAGGAUUCGUUGGAGGCCCACAGACAGAGACGAGAGGAUUUCAUCACUGUUCUAAACCGAGACAAGGACAAGAUGGAGAGCAUCAAGAGAAUUGGCUAUGAGCUGCAGCUGCGUAUCCAGGGGGAGUUCCAGGCGAUGCAGGCCUUCCUUGCGGAGGAGGAGGCGUGUGUGUUGGAACGGCUGCGGAGGGAGCAGGAGGCGGCUCUGGAACAGCUGCAGCGCCACAUGGCGGCCGUCAGAGAGGCUGUCAGUCAGCUGGAUCACAGUAUGAGACUCCUGCAUGAGGCUGCUACCACCACGUACCAGACUGGACUAGUAGAGUUUCCACAGCUACGGCCUCCAAUAGACGUGGAACCAGGACCAGAGCUAGACUUGAAUGGCUUCAGCAGUAGAUACAUGGCACCGCUACAAUACAUUACGUGGAGGAAGAUGUUCAAGUCUCUCAAACCUG
Molecule: messenger RNA, 1169 nt
Organism: Salvelinus sp. IW2-2015
Lineage: Eukaryota; Metazoa; Chordata; Actinopteri; Salmoniformes; Salmonidae
Gene: trim105
Product: tripartite motif containing 105
Biological process (GO): protein ubiquitination
Cellular component (GO): cytoplasm
Molecular function (GO): ubiquitin protein ligase activity
Source: RefSeq, a predicted model, not a curated record